Elephantulus edwardii (Cape elephant shrew) is the source of this 483-nucleotide messenger RNA. Its product is annotated as transmembrane protein 92-like. NCBI's taxonomy places the organism in Eukaryota, Metazoa, Chordata, Mammalia, Macroscelidea, Macroscelididae. Gene Ontology annotation, cellular component: nucleoplasm. The coding region runs from base 1 to 483 and encodes 160 amino acids. The record is from RefSeq and is a predicted model, not a curated record. The transcript has a single exon.
AUGGUGGGCCCCUGGAUCCGGCGGCUCCCGCCAGCCUUGCUGCUGUGUCUCCUGGCCAGCCUUCACCAGGUUUCAGCCAAAUGCGAUUUCUUACUCAUCUGCCCGAACGGAUUAAAAUGCUGUGGUGACAGAUGCUGCAAAGAUUAUGAUGUCGUCACCAAACCCUUGAUAGUCAUCAUCUUCUUCGUGUUGAUGCUCUUCAUUUUGUUCGUCGUUGUCCUGGCCAAGUAUCUCCGUGAAAAUUGCAUGCGUUCAGAGGACUCGAGCCCUCCGAUGGCGUAUCUGGAACCAAUCUCAGCCCUGUACUCUAGUGUCUUACCACAGGAAACCAGGAUAUACGCUUCUGAGCUCCCUCCCCCCUACAAUGAGAUUAUGCGGAUGCCCUUUAUGGGCCUGCCUCCCAUAGAACCACCCCCACCGUACAGCGUCAGACCUGAAGAAUAUCCUGGGGUCCAGGAAGGCAUCAUCAACACCACCUUCUGA